Pichia membranifaciens NRRL Y-2026 is the source of this 1040-nucleotide messenger RNA. RefSeq lists its product as hypothetical. The transcript has a single exon. The record is from RefSeq and is a predicted model, not a curated record. Lineage: Eukaryota; Fungi; Ascomycota; Pichiomycetes; Pichiales; Pichiaceae. Gene Ontology annotation, molecular function: peptide-methionine (S)-S-oxide reductase activity. The coding region runs from base 33 to 584 and encodes 183 amino acids.
GAGCUUACAAAGCCAGGAAAGAAAAUCCAAGAAUGAGUGUUGUAUCAACCAUCAAAACCACAGACACCUCCCGCUUCGCCGUGUUCGCCGCCGGCUGUUUCUGGGGUGUGGAGUACAACUACAGAAAGUACUUCCAGUUCCCAUCGCAGAUCCUGGACAUCAAGGUAGGCUAUGCCAACGGCAGAGAGAACAUUGCCAACCCUUCGUACAAACAGGUGUGCACCGGUGAGACCGAUUUCGCCGAAGCCGUUCUCAUUUCCUACGAACCAAGCCAGACCAGCUACAAGGACUUGGUGGACUUUUUCUUCAGAAUCCACGACCCAACCACCCUCAACUCACAGGGCCCAGACAUGGGUACCCAGUAUAGAAGUGGGAUUUUCACCACCGACGACGAGCAGAAGAAGAUAGCCGAGGCGGUCAAGGACACCUUUCAGAAGGAAUGGUACAAAAACAAGCGGAUUGUAACGGAAAUCGAAGACUUCAGGAGCUUCUACGAUGCAGAGACAUACCACCAGCUGUACUUGAACAAACACACCGAAAGAACCACUUGUGAAACCCAUUUCUAUCGUGAAAAGCCAGAGUGAAAAGUGGACUCCCACAGCGUCAGAGGUAGCACUUCUACCCGAAUUUCGCUUCUUUUCCAUUUUUUUUAACGUCAAGAGCUUUUUUAUUUCUCUAUAAUCUGUACAUUUCCUGUGUAAGACAAAAAACCUUCAUCUUGCCCCAACGCCUCAUAGACAUGAACAGCAGUGACGACUACAACGACUAUGGUGACGGCUACGCCUCGGGAGGUUUUGACGAGGACGCAUUGAACGACCAAGACUACGACCUCCUACACGACAUGCUUCCUCCCUUCAAAGAGCGGCUUCAGAACAGCAGCUACACUGACAUUCCGGAUGAUCUCCUCAAGGAAUACAUAUGGGAGGCAAACUUCGAUCCCGACGAGGCCUUUGUCAUUGUCCAGGAGAACCACAAACGUACGUAUACCCCUUCCCCCUUCUUACUUUCCAGUCUUUCCUCUUUCUUACUUUCUCUUGCCA